Pocillopora meandrina is the source of this 2782-nucleotide messenger RNA. NCBI's taxonomy places the organism in Eukaryota, Metazoa, Cnidaria, Anthozoa, Scleractinia, Pocilloporidae. The record is from the annotation of a GenBank genome assembly.
AUGGGAACUGUUGUUGAGGCUAAAGAUGGAAGAGAAAGCCGACGCUCGUCGAGACUAUCCCAAAAAGUAAUGAUUUUUGUGGUGGUGCUUGGGAUUUGCGUUGGAUUUUCCGUCUGUUUGGAGUUGUUGAGGGAAAGAGUAAGUGAACUAGAGGCUGAUGUCACUCGAUUGAGUGAAGUCGACAAGGACGGUCAUGAUCAAGGUAAAAACUUCGUUCGGUCUCAAAAAAAUUGAAAUCUCUUACCCAGUGGUAUUAGGCAUUCUCAAACUCUUGCAUGUUUUACAAGACGUCUUCGAGGUUUUUACUAAAUCAAUAGAUAAACUGACUAUUAAGAUUCUUGGUUUGGCUAUGGGAAUUUUCACAAUGAAUGCGUAUUGCUUGUAAUUACGUAAUCUGUUUUUUUUGUUUUUUUGUUUUCUUUCUGUAAGGGCCUCCCUGUAUAAGCCCCGCGGUUUCUGGAAGCUCCCUUGCCAUCUAUUAAAAUACUGUUACUUAACAAGUCCUGUGAACGUACUUAUUUGGUGAUGCAAACCACUUUCUCUUUAUAAAAUAGAUUUUAAUUCUAAUCCCUUAUAUGACCUGAAUAGGAAAAGCUGCAAACGGGGCAAUUAGUUUUGACACUAUUAUGGAUCUUGAACAGUUGAACAAAGCGUAUAGCUUCAAAAGCAUUUUUCUCUUGGCCUCUUCCUAAACAUUCUGUCGGGGAAAGCUCGAUUUAGUGAUCGCCUGGUUAAAACUAACGAUUACGUAUACAGCCCCCUUCACUUAGUCACCACUCAAUAGUGCUAGGUCUAGGAAAUAGAAUGAAUGCCCUCACGCCUCCUUUUUUUUGCCUGCCAUUCACCAGUAAAAAAGUUUGUUUUUGACCAGAUGUUUGCGUGAAUCGUUCAGGUAUUUGUUUUUUUUAUUCUCGGAGGAGGAAAAAGUUCACUGUUUUGACGUUACCGGUAGAAAUCUAAGAAGAAGCGACCCGCUGUGCAGAGCAGAAUUCUUAUCUGUGGCGAUUAUUUUCAAAUGUCUUAAAAGUACCCAGAAAUUUAUCAGAAGUACCUAUCAGGACAAGCUGUUAAUCGAUGCCAUUCAGCGAAGUAUCUGGUGGGGGGUAUAGAAGGGGGGGUUGGGUCCUACACACGUUUCACGGACAUCAAAAAGUAGAACUGACGCAUCACGUAAAAUCGGAUAAACGACUAUAAGGCUUAAAGCGAAAAACAAAAAUUCACAGUUCACGGGGUUUUAAUUCCGUAUUUUCACUAGUCAGAAGAAUUUACAAACAGUUAUCCCGUUAAAAACAUGAACCUCCACUCCCCCCCCCCCUUCAAAUGUUACCAAGGGUAAAAAUUCAGAGCCUGAGGGUAAAAUUGGACAGUUACUCCUGUCUAAUCCGUUUCAUUUCUUACACACAUCUUAACAGCUGGUGCCUCCGGUCAAAGAAAUCGUCGAGAUUCACCCAUCCCUAACUUUGUUUCCUUGGACGAUGUUCGUAGAGAAAUUAAAGUGCGACUCAAAUCGCUAACAGCAUCGCAGCUGUGCUCACCUCAAGAGAAAAUAUGUGUACCAGGCCCCAGCGGUCCAAAAGGUGACAUGGGAUUCAGGGGACGACGUGGGAAAAAAGGUAAGUUUGGUAACGUUGUAAUUAAUUCAUACUUCCAUGUUUAAGACAUGACAGACUUUUAAACCUUUGCCUCCUUCUGCAUGAGGACAGUUUAACUUCGAGUUCUUUUCAUUAUUUCAUGCAUGAAUUCUUUCAUUGUAAAUUGAGUUCAUGCAGACUAAAAGGAUUUUUAAUCUUACACAGGAAACGCUGGGAACAAGGGGUACCAGGGUGACAUAGGAAUGAAAGGAAUGAAAGGUACUCAGGGUUUACCAGGACCAUAUGGGUUGCAUGGCGAGAAAGGUCGCCCAGGUGAACCAGGCCUGAGAGGAGAGAAAGGAACCAAGGGCGAACGUGGUACAUGCAGAGGUAUGGCCUCGUGUAAUGGUUACCCUCCAAUGCCUGGACCAAAAGGCGAACCUGGUCCUGAGGGACCCCGUGGAUAUAAAGGUGAACGAGGACUCGAUGGGUUUGACGGUCCGAAAGGUAAUGCUGGGCUGCCAGGACCCAAAGGUGACCAGGGUGACAAUGGUGCAUGUACAAGAGGGGCUGCAUGCAAAGGGUUCAAAGGUGAACCUGGAAAUCCAGGACCUAAAGGCCAACCGGGAAUUGCAGGACCACAGGGCAUCAGAGGUAAUGAUGGAUACCCUGGGCUGAAAGGAGAAAAUGGUGAAACUGGACAAAAAGGAGACAACGGAGUGUGCACCAGAGGUGCCAGGUGUAUAGGGAUCAAAGGUGACCCUGGAAUGCCAGGACCAAAAGGAGAACCUGGAAUCACAGGACCCCAUGGCUACAAAGGAGAACAAGGCUAUCCAGGAAUUAAGGGCCUUAAAGGUGAUACUGGGUUCACAGGACAGACAGGUGUUCCUGGUCUCCCUGGACCCCCUGGCUUUAAAGGUAAUGCAGGGAUCCCAGGAUUUGAUGGCCAAAAAGGUGAAACAGGGCAACCAGGAAGAAAAGGUGAACAUGGACAAAAAGGAGAAAAUGGAUCAUGCACAGGAGGUACCUCUUGUGUUGGUAUUAAAGGUGAGCCUGGAAUGCCUGGACGAGACGGAGUACCUGGUUAUCGUGGAUUAGAUGGAUUCCGAGGGCCACCUGGAAUGAGAGGCACACCUGGAGAAGAUGGACCUCCAGGACCGAAAGGUGAACCUGGUCAGAAAGGAGAAAGAGGACAACUGGAAGCAGUUUAG